Molecule: messenger RNA, 3177 nt
Organism: Ochlerotatus camptorhynchus
Lineage: Eukaryota; Metazoa; Arthropoda; Insecta; Diptera; Culicidae
Exons: 3
Coding region: 123-2969 (948 amino acids)
Source: RefSeq, a predicted model, not a curated record
GGUUGACCGAUUGGCAUUGCAGUUGUAGCAGUGGUUGGUAAAAGGAGAAAGGGAAGUCAGCAGGCGGUAGCCCCAAGUACCGCUCGACCGCGGAGCGGAACAGCCCAGCAGAAGAGGGAAAAAUGAGUUUCUUCACCUCCUUCCAGGAGCUUCUGGAUUUCGAUCAAUCGACCAACCUCAAUGGAUUCCACUUCUCCAACAGUCUAUUCGGGUUCGAUUCAAAUUCGAUUCCUGCUCUGGAAAACCUACCGCCCCCUGCGGUCCAAGUGGAUCAACCCGCUGUAAUCGCCAACACCAGGCUGAAAUCUCCGUCGCCUAUUCCGGAGCCUACACCACUACUGGAAACCCCAAAGCAAUGUCAUACCAUCCAGCCACUUCAACAGCAGCAGCAGCAAUCGCCAGUGCAGCCUCCCACGCAACAGACCAACAAUCAACAAGUAUCGCCCAUUCCAAUAGUGUCCAAGUUUCAACUGAAGGUCACCCUGAAUAAUGAGAUUUACAUCUCCAACGAGUCAGGAACGUUCUGUGAACUGGCCGGAAGUUUCGUCCCGUCGACUGUUGAACGGAAACCGUUGGCAGUGCCGAUCGUUGAAAUUAUUCCACCCGCAUCUCCGGACGUUAUUGAACCUGAACCUGACGAACCGAAGCCACCCAAAACAUUAUUCUGCAUUGAAAGAGGCAUCAAGCGACCGUUGUCCCCAUCAGAUCAACGAUACUGUAAUUCCGGUAUAUUCCGGUCUCUCGAAGCACACUCAUCUCCGUUGAAAAAGAAAUCUACCUCCACUGCAAGCAAUGGCCUCUGUACCGGUGGCCCAGAACAAGAAUCCGUCGCUAAGCUCGUGGUCUCCAAUGUCAUCAACAAUGGAUUGAUCGUUAACAAGAAGCAUCUAUCCAACAACGAGGAACAACCCAAAGCUUCCACUUCUGCGACCCCAGAGCGGCGCAUUAUGCGAACGAAGAAAAAGAAAAGGAAAGCAGCACCAAAAACGACUCUGGAAGCGAAAGUGGAACCAGUGAAUGGAAAGAUUACGACGCGCAUUGCAACGGGACCGACGAUAACUAGUCGAAAGGUGCCUCAACAGCAGAUUGUUGGGAAACGGCCGAGCCAGGUGCAGGAGAAUCUCCGGAAGGUCCCCAUCAAGCCUUUGGCGACGGCUACGGCGACAGCAGCUAGUGCUUCUUCUCCUACCACUACUACGAUGGAGAGUACGUUAAACUUUUCCGGAAUUAAGGAGAAAGCCGCGCAAGAAGCAAUUUUCAUCGAACGGGUCGAAAAACAGCCUUCGUUGCAAAUGCAACCACCACAACAACAGCAACCCCAAUCCCAAAAGCAACAGCAACAGCAACAACCUCAGCAGAAGAUUGUUCAGACGAAAUGCGUACCUGCAGGUGAACCUGACACGAAGCUAGCACCGGUGGGUGCCGCUAUACCGGACGAAACCAGCUCCAGUCCGGCACCGGUCGAGUUGAAGGUCGUCGCCGAUCUGGUGAUGGAUAAGGAAGUCUUCGGACAUAUUUCUUUGUUGAGCAAUGGCCACGAUCGGAGCAAAGCAGUAAUAUACCAAAAUCCGGUCACCACCAAGAACGUCAUCUACAGCAUCCUGAAUCCUAAAUCGCUAAAUCUGAGCCUUGGUGGGUGUGGACGCGGCACUACGGCCACCCUCACUCUGGAGCCCCAUCGACGAAAGCCAAAGAAACGUGGUAGAAAGAAGAAAGUUCCCGGUGAAAAUCCGACGACUGCCCCCGAAGCCAAUGCCAACGGGCUCAACUCGCUGACGCCCAUACCUCCCGAUCUGAGUGCAAUUGACCCGGACAUCCCGGUAAUGAUCACCCGAUCCGGACGGCUUUCCAAACCGCCACGCUAUGCUAACAACUUCUUCCAGAACAUCAAACAGAAACCAGACCAACCAACACUACUACCGCCACCUCCACCGCCUCCGCCUGUUAUUCCCAGGAUAGAUCUUCCCGCAACGGAUCCGGAGACGAUCGAAAAACUGCCCAACUUUUCCGCUGCCCUUACCUCCACAGUUGCUCCUGCAGCUUCGCACCCGGAACCGGAACCGAAGCGAAAGAUGAAUAUCCCCCUUCAGUACCGCUGCGCCACCUGCAACAAGAUCUACUUGGGAAAGCGCAUGCAGAGGCAUCUGGAAAAGUAUCCCAGUCACAAUUCCCAGCGAGACUGUAUGGACAAGGGAAAGGAAAAGAUCGAAAAGGAGGACGAAAAAUCCACUUACCUGUACAAACAUCUAUUCGACCUACUGCAAAAGUUCACCGAAAAAGACAAAGGUCGCGUUAUGCUGAAGGAAAUAAGUAACUUUGUAGACUACGUACGGGCCCUGAUCCCCAAACUGAUCACAAACGACGAACAAAACAGCACCGUUGAAUAUAUCGAUCACAACGUGGCAGACGUUUUACGGCUCAACCACGGAAAGUAUCGCCUGAAGCUAUCUUCCCUGGCGGAAGAAUAUGACAAACUAAAUCUCACAGUGAAUCUGUUGAAUAACAACUCCACCCACGGUUUGAGCACCCCCAGCCGACCACCACCUCCACUUUCCACAAGCACUCCCAACGGAACCACCGAACGGCAUUCACUCUCUUUCAAUGCCGACGACAUACUAAACCAGUCCAGUUCAUUCCCUAGUCUUACUACGUUGAUGCAUGAACACAACCUACUCCUGCAGCAGAAUGGCACCGUAGCUGCCAGCAAUAACAUCAUCAACAACAACAACAACUCCUUUCAUCAACAAAACAACAACCACCAGCAUCAGCAAAGCAAUCACCAUCACCAUCAUCCCCAUCUCCCCAAUCACCACCACCACCACCACCACUACAGCAAUCAUCACCAUCAUCUGCCGUUGAUCGGAUCGAGCUGUCACGAUGAUGCCAUGAACAGUCUGUCCGGUUUGUGCAAAUCGCCAGUGCAGCAUUCCACCUCCGGAAUGGUCAAUAUGGCACUGAAUCUGUACUAGAAAAAAAAUAUGCAAAGGAUUAAACAAGUAAAUACAUACCUACCUACACAAGUAAAAAGAAGAAAAAAUUACAAACGAUCAAGUUCUAACAAAUUAUAACUGAAAUUGUAUAGCUUUUGAAGAGAGUAUGAGAAGAUAAUAUAAUACAAUAUGGUUUUACAUUGAGUCUAAUCAACAUACAAAGAAGGAUAAUAAAUUAAUUGGAUGA